AUGAGCCCUGAAUCGAUUCUCCGAGAAAGCAAGUUCUUUGCUUCUGUUCAGCAAUCAGAUGAGCUGCGGACAGUGCCGGCUUAUGAUCCUGGUAACGGGGUAUUGUUCCGUCCUUACAUCAUUGGUGAUCCUUCUCUGCCAUUGUUGCCCUGGCUGUUAACACCGUUCAUCGCCAUUGACGAUGAAGUGACGAAUUUGGGGGAGAAAGAGUUCAAUGCACAGCACAGUAGAGGAAUGGCGCUGCACAGCACUGCGUUUGCUCGGCUCAGGGCCCGGUGGCAGCUGUUACGGAUGAAAUGGAGAGAUGACGAGGUCGAGUUUCUCCCCUUCGUGACCGUGAUGGCUUGUGUUCUGCACAACUUUUUGAUCAAUGCCAAGGAGCCGUUCCCCGAGGAAUGCCAGGAGCUCGGCGCUUCGCAGCAGCGAGAGCAGUUCCCAGUUUACAAAGGAGUCGUGGAUGAGAGGGCAAGGUGGAUCAGAGACAAGCUUGCACAUCAUUUAGGCAGGGCAUGCUUUGGAAGAAUGGUUGGUAAAAGCUCGGCUUAA
Molecule: messenger RNA, 546 nt
Organism: Linum tenue
Lineage: Eukaryota; Viridiplantae; Streptophyta; Magnoliopsida; Malpighiales; Linaceae
Source: the annotation of a GenBank genome assembly